AUGAAUCACACACGUGUCGGCAGCAGCAGCAAGCGGCACAUCGCCCCAGUGUGCCACGCACCGCCACUCCUGUCGCGAAAUCCAGCACGCAUCCAAGGUGAGUGGCAAGCAGAAGGCUCUAAGAUAUCGGAGGAAGCUGCUGAGCACCCUGAAACAGAGAGUACUACACCUGGGCAGACCUCAACAAAAGAGUAUGAAGUGCCGUCAAAAGGCUCAGAGACAGUGGAGCAAGAUGUUGACACGCCAGAAACAAUUGCCACGCCACCUGGGAAAAGCUCCAGGAAGAAGGGCGAAACGGAGACACUGGAAAAGACCUCAGUGAAAAAACGUAUCAAGCGCUCUGCUGCUAAAAGCGAUUUGCAGGAGCCAGUGGCUUUGCUGGGUGCUGAAACAUCAGAAACAGUACUGAUGGAACAACUGGGAGAAACAAAACGCAAGAAAGCUAAGAAGAACGUUGGGGGACGUGGAAAAGCUUCUAAACCACAUAAAAAGAGGUCAAAGACAAGAGGAUUGAAACGUUCAGCUGAUGAAAGUGAGCAGCAAGAGAUUAUGUGGGCUGCUGCUAUUGCUGCAUCUACUUCAGCAACGAAGGAUGAGGUGCAGUCAAAAGACUCAAACACCGAGGAGCAAGAUGUUGAGACACCAGAAACAGUUGCCCCUCCACCUCAGAAGAGAUCAAAGAAAAAGGAUAAAGUAAAGUCAAAAGGCUCUAAAAUGGAGGGGCAAGAAGCUGUGCAGCCAAAAACAGCUGGCGCUGCACCUGGCCACACAUUACCGGAAGAGGGUAAAGAGCAGUCAGAAGCCUCAGGGAAAGUGGAACAAGUUCUUGAGACGCAGAAAACCUCUACCUCUGUACCUGGGAAAAGCUCCAAAAAGAAGGCUAAGAAGGGAAAGAAUGGUGGCAAGGCAGGAAAGAAAGCUGUCGAACCACAACAAACAAUUGACAGUCCACCUAUGAAGAAGGCAACGAAAAAGCGCAAGACGGCUCUGUCUGGAGGGAAAACAACACCGAAAAAUGUCGGACCACCAGAAACAAGUGCCACGGUACUGGAAAAGGCCUCAGUGAGAAAACAGUCGAAACGUUCUGCUUCUGCUGGUGAACGCUAUUUGCAGACGCCAGUGACAUUUUCAGGCGCUGACGCACCUGCAGCAGCACUGAAGGGUGUAGAAGCCGAAACUGCUACUACUACAGAAGAACCUAGUGGUGAAGUUGGCAGGACUUUGGCCUUACAGCCACGAAAAGAAACAACCAAAGCCACAGAACUGAAGGCGACGGUGCAGUGUGAUAAGAGAGAGAUACCAAAUCAGGGUGCGGAACAAGCUGCAGAACAAAAUUGGGCAGAUCAAGCUGGUGCCCCUUCAGCUGCACAUGAUAUGCCAUCAGCUGCAUCUGAUGUGCCCUCAUUUGCAACUUAUGGGCCAUCAGCUGCACUUGACAUGCCAUCAAUUGAAAGUGGUGCACCCCCCGUACACGCAGAUGCACCUGGCGCAGCUUCAGAUGCACCUACGGCACUUUCAGCGCCUUCAGCUGCACAUGAUAUGCCAUCAGCUGCAUCUGAUGUGCCCUCAUUUGCAACUUAUGGGCCAUCAGCUGCACUUGACAUGCCAUCAAUUGAAAGUGGUGCACCCCCCGUACCCGCAGAUGCACCUGCUGCACAUGACACGCACUCAGCUGAAACUGGCAUGUCCUCAGCGGCAACAGGUGUGCUCUCACCUAUACGUGGUGCCCCUUCACUUGCAUCUGGCAUGCCCUCAACAGCAGAUGUCAGCUAUGGCGCCGAGACAGCAGACUCCUCAAUGGAUGAGGUGCAGUCAAAAGACUCAAACACCGAGGAGCAAGAUGUUGAGACACCAGAAACAGUUGCCCCUCCACCUCAGAAGAGAUCAAAGAAAAAGGAUAAAGUAAAGUCAAAAGGCUCUAAAAUGGAGGGGCAAGAAGCUGUGCAGCCAAAAACAGCUGGCGCUGCACCUGGCCACACAUUACCGGAAGAGGGUAAAGAGCAGUCAGAAGCCUCAGGGAAAGUGGAACAAGUUCUUGAGACGCAGAAAACCUCUACCUCUGUACCUGGGAAAAGCUCCAAAAAGAAGGCUAAGAAGGGAAAGAAUGGUGGCAAGGCAGGAAAGAAAGCUGUCGAACCACAACAAACAAUUGACAGUCCACCUAUGAAGAAGGCAACGAAAAAGCGCAAGACGGCUCUGUCUGGAGGGAAAACAACACCGAAAAAUGUCGGACCACCAGAAACAAGUGCCACGGUACUGGAAAAGGCCUCAGUGAGAAAACAGUCGAAACGUUCUGCUUCUGCUGGUGAACGCUAUUUGCAGACGCCAGUGACAUUUUCAGGCGCUGACGCACCUGCAGCAGCACUGAAGGGUGUAGAAGCCGAAACUGCUACUACUACAGAAGAACCUAGUGGUGAAGUUGGCAGGACUUUGGCCUUACAGCCACGAAAAGAAACAACCAAAGCCACAGAACUGAAGGCGACGGUGCAGUGUGAUAAGAGAGAGAUACCAAAUCAGGGUGCGGAACAAGCUGCAGAACAAAAUUGGGCAGAUCAAGCUGGUGCCCCUUCAGCUGCACAUGAUAUGCCAUCAGCUGCAUCUGAUGUGCCCUCAUUUGCAACUUAUGGGCCAUCAGCUGCACUUGACAUGCCAUCAAUUGAAAGUGGUGCACCCCCCAGCUUCGAUCCAGAUGCUGUGCCAAUGGAAGAGACAAUCAACAUUGAGACAGGACCUGUGUCUGCAACAGGGGGUCAGAUGCCGACAGCUACAUCUUCUGAAACAACUGCUCAAGGUGGACAGGUUAAGGCUAAGACCCAGAGGAUGUUCCUUACUGUAUUUAUGUGCAUGACACCCGACGGCUUCCUUGGUACUGCUAUGCUCGAAGAAUAA
Messenger RNA from Schistocerca serialis cubense, 2889 nucleotides. RefSeq names its product nucleolar and coiled-body phosphoprotein 1-like. Lineage: Eukaryota; Metazoa; Arthropoda; Insecta; Orthoptera; Acrididae. The record is from RefSeq and is a predicted model, not a curated record. Bases 1 to 2889 code for a protein of 962 amino acids. The transcript has 22 exons.